AGGAGAAACAACGACACCGAGUCAACGCUGGUCUGCGCCAUCAUUGUGGGUAUUACGGUAAUGGUACUGAUGAGGGAUGAGUCAGGCUAUAUGAUGCUGAUGAUCCUGCCAUUUCAUCAGCACAUUUUUACAAACAUCUUUUCAUCCUUUAUCAUGAGAUUGGCAGCACGAUUCUGCAAGCCGUUUGGGGGAUUUCUUAAGGCGAUCGUUGCUAAUGCAAACGGCCUGCACGAUUGUUCUUGGUAGUUGGUUGCACCCUUAAAGCGGAAACUAGUUGCAUAUUAUUUCCUUACAAACGUGCUCGGGGUGGGUGGCCUUGGAUGCUUUGCCUGGGAACGGCACUGACUGCACUGCUGAUUUUCCAGCUCUGAAGACAAUGAAGACCAUGGGUUUUGCCAUCGCAAGACACUGAGCGGCUUAACUGAGAUUUCAUGAGAUAUGGAAGCUAUAUGGCUAUACCAGUUUCGAUUGAUCGUCAUUGGCGACUCGACAGUGGGGAAGUCUUGUCUGAUCAGGCGUUUCACAGAGGGCCGUUUUGCACAGGUGUCUGACCCCACAGUUGGAGUGGACUUUUUUUCACGUCUGGUGGAGAUAGAGCCAGGCAAACGCAUCAAACUUCAGAUCUGGGACACAGCUGGACAAGAGAGGUUCAGGUCUAUCACCAGGGCGUACUACCGUAACUCUGUGGGCGGACUUCUGCUGUUUGACAUCACCAACCGGCGCUCCUUCCAGAAUGUUCACGAGUGGCUGGAGGAGGCGCGCAGCCACGUGCAGCCGCACAGCAUUGUCUUCCUGCUGGUGGGCCACAAGUGUGACUUGGAGGCGCAGCGGCAGGUGAGCCAGCAGGAGGCGGAAAAGCUGGCAUCAGCGUACGGCAUGCGCUAUGUGGAGACGUCAGCACGCGACGCUAUCAAUGUGGAAAGGGCUUUCACUGAGCUGACCCGAGACAUCUUCGAGCUGGUCAAACGGGGUGACAUCACCAUCCAGGAAGGCUGGGAGGGUGUGAAGAGUGGCUUUGUGCCCAACGUUGUCCACUCGUCUGAGGAAGUGACCAAGAGUGACCGCCGCUGCCUCUGUUGAUCGACCAACACUUGCAGGUGUAUCAUGUUCCUCCUCUGCAAAACCCAGUCAUAUUGUGCUCCCUCAGCUUGGCAAUCUAACACUGCUCCUUUCUUCCUUCUCGACGACUUCCUGACCACAGCAGAACAUAACAGUGCCCCAAUGCAUUAAUCACAAAGAUACAUUUUAGGACACUUCUUCUAAGCUUCAGCUUCUCCUGUUUACUUCAAGUAAACCUCACUACUGAUUCCUAAUGCUUGACUGUGUGCAAAUAUCAGUUUAAAGUGCAACAACAGCCCCACUUAACAAAGCAAUGAACUUUGGGACGUUAAAAUGGACGGGCUUUGGGUUUUUUUUGGCCCUUGCAUGGAAAAAUGAAACCAGGACGAGAACUGCUUGAAUAUAUGAAUGCAUUGCCUCCUUGACUUGGUCCCAGUCUUUUAAUCCCAAGACAGAAGCAAAGUUCACAAAUCCAGUUCAGUCAUCAGCGGUUUCCCCUCCAAUAAAAAUGACUUGGAUGGACAUGAAAGGGGAUAGCCUAUCAAAUCAAAGUUAUCUGUGGUUGUUAGUUUUUUU
This is a messenger RNA of Colossoma macropomum (tambaqui), 1635 nucleotides long. It is a transcript of the gene rab39ba, whose product is annotated as RAB39B, member RAS oncogene family a. The record is from RefSeq and is a predicted model, not a curated record. Gene Ontology annotation, cellular component: Golgi membrane. The transcript is spliced from 3 exons. Bases 439 to 1080 code for a protein of 213 amino acids. Gene Ontology annotation, molecular function: GTPase activity; GTP binding. Gene Ontology annotation, biological process: Rab protein signal transduction. Lineage: Eukaryota; Metazoa; Chordata; Actinopteri; Characiformes; Serrasalmidae.